This is a messenger RNA of Aspergillus pseudotamarii, 1298 nucleotides long. RefSeq names its product class I SAM-dependent methyltransferase. Bases 204 to 1298 code for a protein of 364 amino acids. Gene Ontology annotation, molecular function: S-adenosylmethionine-dependent methyltransferase activity. The record is from RefSeq and is a predicted model, not a curated record. NCBI's taxonomy places the organism in Eukaryota, Fungi, Ascomycota, Eurotiomycetes, Eurotiales, Aspergillaceae. The transcript has a single exon.
GCUUCUGCAGAGCUAAAGCAUCGUCACACAUCGGCUCUUGCAGAAUGCGGUAGUCAAUCAGCCAGAUUAGCCGGUUUUACCAUUUACGGAAUUCGAUAUCUCGGUGUAGUCGUUGCUUUUGAUGUCCGUCCUGCAAGCUUAUCCCAGCUUCUACCCCCCCAACGUUCCUCUCUAGAAUCAUGACUCUUCGGAAAUAACUCGCGAUGAAGUUGAAAGCUUCAUUUGCGUACUCGAAACGCUGCCAUUUACGCUGCUUAUCAGCUUCAUCCCAUACUGCCAGACAGUUCAGCACAGCAACAAUUCAUCUCAACAAGGAUGACGAUUCCGCCAAUGUAUGGAAACUGACCCAAGAGGAUGUGGCCCACUACUGGAAAGGCUACCUCGCCACACGCCCCAAAUACACAGAUGCGUUUUACAACCUCAUCUACAACUACCAUACCUCACACUCACAGUCAAACCCGCCCUCAUUCUCCGUCGCCCACGAUGUCGGCGCUGGACCGGGCCAAGUCUCCGCGAAACUCGCCCAGAGGUUCUCCCAUGUCGUUGUAAGCGACAAUAACGAGAACCACGUCAAUUAUGCCAAGCACUUCCUGCCAACAAUCAAUGGUUCUGAAUCCCGAUUCUCCUUUGCCGUCGCAAAAGGAGAAGACCUGGGGUCCAAGUAUCCGCCCGCCUCCGCUGACCUAGUCGUCAGUGCACUCAUGUUCCCGCUGAUGGAUACUCUGUCUGCGCUGCGAAGCUUCCAUGCCCUCCUAAAGCCUGGCGGCACCCUGGCUGUGUGGUUUUAUGGACGUGCGCACUUCGCUGAGCUCGAGUAUGCGGCACGGUGCCAGCCACUCUUAGACAGGAUAAUCAAUCAUCAUUUCUCGGGCGUGAUUACUGGAGGGAGCCCGGAGCACACGGCGGGAUGGAAGCAUGUGGCGGAUGGCAUAGCCAGUUGGUUGGAUUAUAUCCCCUUUGCGGAAGAGGACUGGGGGUCUGUCGUGCGACAUAAGUGGAAUACGAAGUGGACUACUCUGGGGUUCUUUGGUAACGAGGCGUGCGAUUUUCCCGUGGAGCCGAGGAGUAGUGUCACAGAUAAGGAGGUAGUUAUCGAGAGGGAUGAUAGAAAUCUCUGGAGGAAGCACUGGAAUGUGGGUCAACUUCGUGAGUUCGUUGAGUAUAUAUACCCUUUUCAGGGGAUGGAGGAGGAAUAUGUGAAGCCGUUGUGGGCGCAGUUGGAGAGGGAAAUGGGCGGGUUGCACGCCAGGCGGGCAUUCUCGUGGCCGGUGGUUUUGAUUUUGGCAACGAGGAAGUGA